Oryctolagus cuniculus (rabbit) is the source of this 942-nucleotide messenger RNA. The record is from RefSeq and is a predicted model, not a curated record. NCBI's taxonomy places the organism in Eukaryota, Metazoa, Chordata, Mammalia, Lagomorpha, Leporidae.
AUGGACGCAGACAACAAGACACUAGCCCAGGACUUUGUCUUGCUGGGCUUCCCGGGGCCCCAGGCCCUCCAGCUGUCCCUCUUCUCAUUGUUCCUCGUGAUGUAUGUCCUCACAGUGGGUGGGAAUGUGGCCAUCCUGGUGCUCGUGGGUACCGCCCCCCAGUUACACACUCCCAUGUACUUCUUUCUGAGCAACCUCUCUUUCCUGGAGAUCUGGUAUACCACCGCCGUAGUCCCCAAAGCCCUGGCCGUGCUGUUGGGGAGGAGCCAGGACAUAGGGUUCCCCAGCUGCCUCCUGCAGAUGUACCUGGUCUUCUCCUUAGGCUGCACAGAGUACUUCCUCCUGGCUGUCAUGGCAUACGACCGCUACCUGGCUGUCUGCUACCCGCUGCACUACGGGGCCAUCAUGAGCAGCCUGCUCUCCUUGAGGCUGGCCCUGGGCUGCUGGGCCUGUGGCUUCCUGGCCAUCGUGGCACCCACUGCCCUCGUCAGCAGCCUGUCCUUUUGCGGCCCCCAUGCCAUCAACCACUUCUUCUGCGACAUCGCGCCCUGGAUCGCCCUGGCCUGCUCCAGCACACAAGCCGUGGAGAUCGUGGCCUUCGUGAUCGCCUGUGUGGUCAUCCUGAGUUCAUGCCUCAUCACCCUGGUCUCCUACGUCUACAUCAUCAGCACCAUCCUCAGGAUCCCCUCGGCCAGUGGCCAGAGCAAGGCCUUCUCCACGUGUUCCUCCCACCUCACUGUGGUCCUCCUGUGGUACGGGUCCACCAUCUUCCUGCAUGUGCGAACCUCCAUCAAGGAUGCCCUGGACCUGAGCAAGGCCAUCCACAUCCUGAACACCGUGGUGACCCCCGUUCUCAACCCCUUCAUCUACACGCUCCGGAACAAGGAGGUGAGGGAGAGUCUGCUGAGAAAGUGGAAAGGAGGUAAACUCCCCACGGUGUGA